CUUCUUUGAUCGGAACAUGUGCUACAUAGUUGGAGCCGGCUAUGAGGGCGUGGCAAGUGUGUUGAUUUUGACCUGUCAUUCACAUAGCGGUGUCGUCGAUUUCAGCGGCAACACGUGCACUUCCCUGUUCGCCACCCUUCUGGUAGGUAACAUAGCUUCAAGAAGAAAUAUCAAAGUGCAGUGUGGUACCAACAUCAUUUACGAUGACAAGGCAUAUAUUCACACACCCUGUGAUGCGAAGAGUCUGCAGCUUUGCAUUACGCAGGAUGUCCAGUGAUGCAAGACAGAUGAAGUUGAGUCCCGCCUUUUUCCAUCAAUGCGUCACUGACAUUGGUGUGAACUUCUUCACUGGGGUCCCCGACUCCUUGCUCAGUGACUACUGUGCUUAUGUUCAGGUCAAUGUACCAGAAACAGAUCAUGUGAUCGCAGCUAACGAGGGCAACGCAGUAGGUUUGGCUGCUGGCUAUCAUUUAGCUACUGGGCACCCGGGGAUGGUUUACCUACAGAACUCAGGUCUGGGCAAUACUGUGAACCCCUUGAUGUCACUGACAUCUCCAAAAGUUUACAGUAUUCCACUGCUCCUUCUGAUUGGAUGGCGAGGGCAGCCAGGGGUCAAGGACGAACCUCAGCACUUUGCUCAAGGGCAGAUAACUCCAGAUAUGCUCAAAUUGAUGGACAUUCCGUGUAGAAUAUUGCCGAGGGAUGAAACAGCUGCCAAAAUGGUUGUACAAGAAGCUGACCAACAUUUCAAGACAAAGAAGUCCCCUUUCAGUAUUCUGGUGGAAGCAUCUACAUUUUCAGAGUACAAGCAACCUCCGUUACAGGCAAACUUCCCCCUACUGAGAGAAGAGGCUUUGAAGACUGUUGUAGAUGCACUAGAAGAGUCAGACAUCAUCGUUGCGACCACAGGGAAGCUGUCUAGGGAACUGUUUGAAUACAGAGAAUCCAAAGGUGAAGGUCAUGAGAAGGAGUUCCUCACUGUGGGGUCAAUGGGUCAUGCGUCUUCUAUAGCACUGGGUAUCGCUAAACACCAGCUGGACAGGAAGGUUGUGUGUCUAGAUGGUGACGGCGCAGCUCUUAUGCAUCUUUGUGCCAUGGCAACUGUAGGUCAAAGGGCGCCCUCAAACUUCAAACAUAUUAUCUUCAACAAUGGAUGUCAUGACUCUGUCGGAGGCCAACCUACAGAAGCUAGCCAUCAUGAGACGUUCUCACUUGGUGGUAUAGCUCUAGCCUGUGGGUAUAGGAAGACUCUGAUAGCCGAGACUGCAGAGGAACUGGUCACAGGUACUAGGCAGCUGUUGGACACCCAGGGGCCAGUUCUGAUGGAGAUUAAACUGUCCGUGGGCUCUCGGAGCAACUUGGGUCGACCAACUCGAACUCCCAUAGAAAACAAGUCUGAUUUUAUGAAAUACCUUGGGUCUGCUUGACGAUCUGCUGUUGUCUAGUGCUGUUGUUUAGUGUUGUUGUUUAGUGUUGUUGUGUACUGUUUGAGCUUAGUAUACACAACUCCAAAGAAGUUAAAGAACAUCUGAUUUUUUACAUGAUUAUAGUUAAUCUGUCAUGUGACAGAUAAACUAUAGUCAUAUGAAACAAAUCGGUGUUCUUUAACGUAUUUUGAGUAUUACAUUUACAUAUAAAGAUAUAUUCAUAUAUCAUUGGAUCAUUCGUUUUCGGACAUCAUACGUUUUCAGACGGCCAUGUUUAUCGCGAUUAGUCGUGCUAUAACACAGAUCUUGUAAGUACUCAGAUGAUGGCCUGUUUUUAAGAUAAAGUCGUCUUUUAUAAGUGAGUGAGAUGUUUUACAGUUGUUCUUGUAGUUUGCCAAAAACUAUGAUUGUUUCUUAAGUGUCUGAUAAACUCAUAACACAUGGAUAUAUAUAUAUAUUUAUUAUUACUGUAUGCCCAUGAUGAUUAUUAUUAUUUCAGUGGAGGACAAAGUGGGGUUUACUGGGAGGUGUGUCAAAUUUAUUUAUCAUAAUCAGCUUAGACUUUUUCUUUGGGACAAACCUGCCUAAAAGAUGUUAAAAGGUAAAAAAAAACAAUUGUUUGAUUGCAUUUCUUUUUCACACACAUCUUUUAUCCAUUUAUUAUUCUUUUAAAUUAAUCUUUUUUAAUUUUAAUUUUAAUUUUAAUUUCAUAUCUGCAUUAUUAUUGUUAUUUCUUCACCACUGUAGAUUGAUAAUAAUUGAAUAGAUCAGGCAGAAUUACCAUGAUUAUAGUUAUUUAUUUUAUAUCAGAGGUUUUAGAUCAUAUUACUGUUAGAACAGGUUUAGGAACGCCAGGAUUAGAUAGCACCAGGAUUAGAUAGUGCCAGGAUUAGAUAGCGCCAGGAUUAGAUAGCGCCAGGAUUAGAUAGUGCCAGGAUUAGAUAGCGCCAGGAUUAGAUAGCACCAGGAUUAGAUAGCACCAGGAUUAGAUAGUGCCAGGAUUAGAUAGCGCCAGGAUUAGAUAGCACCAGGAUUAGAUAGUGCCAGGAUUAGAUAGCGCCAGGAUUAGAUAGCGCCAGGAUUAGAUAGUGCCAGGAUUAGAUAGCGCCAGUCAUGCGGGUGGAUUGUUUUGGGCUUGAAGUUCCAUUCUGUUCGAUGGAUCUGCGCUUGUAUUGUAGGUGUCUGGUAGAGUGCCCUGCUGAAUCGAAGUAGCUAGCGACAGGUUUGUCUUGGGUGAUUGACAUCGGCAAAGUGUUCUUUAAGUCGGAUGUAGAAGUGAUGUUUUGUUUGUCCUACAUAUUGUUUAUCAUAUUUCAAACAGUGGGGUAAGUAGAUUACAUUUCUACAGGUGUGUAGAACUUGUAUGUCUUGCCUAAGUGUGACUCCUGAAUGUGUUUCUAGUUUUAACAUUCAUACAGAUUUUGCAGCUCUCUGAGUAGCGACCAGUUUGGUGGCCAAAUGCAACUUAAAUCUUUCACUGGUGACCUACCAUAUUCGAUGUAAUAAGCUCCCAGGGCGCUCUCAAAAUUAGACAUAGGGGCCUAUUAUUAGAAUAUAAUUUCGGUGAGAUAAAAAACAGAGUUGAAAGAUUGUAAAUUUUGU
Messenger RNA from Haliotis rufescens (red abalone), 3029 nucleotides. Its product is annotated as phosphonopyruvate decarboxylase-like. Gene Ontology annotation, biological process: organic phosphonate biosynthetic process. The coding region runs from base 204 to 1427 and encodes 407 amino acids. Gene Ontology annotation, molecular function: phosphonopyruvate decarboxylase activity; thiamine pyrophosphate binding. The transcript has 12 exons. The record is from RefSeq and is a predicted model, not a curated record. Lineage: Eukaryota; Metazoa; Mollusca; Gastropoda; Lepetellida; Haliotidae.